Messenger RNA from Rotaria sp. Silwood2, 1233 nucleotides. Lineage: Eukaryota; Metazoa; Rotifera; Eurotatoria; Philodinida; Philodinidae. The record is from the annotation of a GenBank genome assembly.
AUGUCAUCUCAUGAAAUCGUUAUUAUCUGGUUGGAUAAUUACAUUGGUGUUCCUGGUAGUUAUGUUCAUCUCAAAGAAGCUUUUUCUACUACCAUUGAUCCAACAUAUCCGUAUCCAAUAAGUCUAUAUGAUCGAGAUUCAAUUACAUUUAACUUAAAUAAAACAGAUUCCAUACCUCAAUAUCAAUCUCAAGGUCCUUGUGAAUUGCAAUUCUUUACUGAUGAAGAACAAUGUUUAAAGUCUAUAAAUACAUGUUUCAAUACAAAUAAACAAAUAUUUUUAAUUCUACCUGAUUAUGUUCGAAAAAAAUUUUUCUUGCGUAUUUAUGAACAACAUCCAGAAGAAUUUGAAAAGACUGAAAAUGAUAUAUCAAUAAGAUUUUAUAUAUUUAUCUUUAUGCCUAAAAUUGAAGAAUGGUUUUUUGAGUAUGAAGACUGUCUUCGAUUUUAUUAUCAUGAAGCUGAUCUUUUGUAUACAUUAACACGAGAUAUAGCUAUGUAUUAUAUGAUGAUUGGUGAGAAAUUAUGUAACCGAAAUACACUGAAUGAUAUUCAGCAGGCACUAAUUUAUUUUCAUUGGGCUCAUAUACUUAUUUGUCGUGGAAAUGCUAUUUCAUCUUAUAAAGAAAUUGAACUUCAAAUUAAUUUAGAAACAAUGAUUAAUGAAAGUGAAAAAAUAAUUCAUUCUAUAGAAAAUGAAAAUUAUUUACAAUAUGAUUCCAUAAAUAAAUUAAUUGAAAAUAUUUUCAUUUAUUAUUCAACAGAAUUUAACAAUCAAGCAUUGAAAUUAGCGACAAUCUUGAAUCAAAUAAUAAAUAAAAAUCCAUUAUUAUUCAAUAAUUUAAAAGAUUUUUUUUUAAAUUUACAAUUAGAACAACAUAAAAAUGAACAUAUUUGUCCGAUAAUAAUAAUUUCAAAUAUUGAUAAUCAAACACAUAUUUUCGAAGAAUUGUCAUCAAUACAAUCAAUCGAGCAUUUUUAUGUUUUAAAUUUAAGUGAAAAUAAAUUAAUUGAACAAAACAAUGAUCGAACGCUAUUCAAACAAUUUUCAAAAAUUCGAAAUAUUCAUUCAAAUAUGAAAACACUUGUACUCGGAUGGAUAAUGGAUCAUUCAACAGAAUGUGAACAAAUUGGAGACUAUUUUCAAGAAAAUGGAAAUUUAAAUCAAGCAAUCUUGUACUAUAAAAAGUCCAUAAAACUUAAUGAAUAUCUAUCUGUUUUUAUUAAAAAGUAG